Messenger RNA from Trichoderma asperellum CBS 433.97, 1788 nucleotides. RefSeq lists its product as uncharacterized. NCBI's taxonomy places the organism in Eukaryota, Fungi, Ascomycota, Sordariomycetes, Hypocreales, Hypocreaceae. Gene Ontology annotation, molecular function: flavin adenine dinucleotide binding; oxidoreductase activity. The record is from RefSeq and is a predicted model, not a curated record.
AUGGUCGGCUGGAAAUUGGUCGUUCUGUCAAUCCUUCCCUGCCUGCGCGCAGAUACAUGUAAAUGUGUCCCAGGCGACGCGGUCUGCUGGCCAACUGAGACAGCUUUGAAUGCUUUCAACGCAUCACUCCCAGGAAAGCUUAUUCAGAAUAUUCCCUGCGCCACUAUCCAGACCAAUUGGAACAGCUCGCUUUUUCAUGCAUGGUUUCCAACUGGCUAUGACUACUCUUACGCUUUAAACUGUGAUAUUCCUGGUGGCAACACCUCUAGUUGCUCGCUGGGAGACUCUCCUUAUUACGCCGUCAAUGUGACAAACGCAAAUGACAUUUCUCUUGCGCUCAAGUUCGCAACACAACAUAACAUGCGCGUUGCUAUCAAGCAAACUGGUCACGAUUUCCUGGGCCGCUCAACAGGUUACGCUAGUCUCGAGAUCUGGACACAUAACCUCCGCCAGGGCCUCACUUUCCACGACUCAUAUUUAUCAACUAGCCAAUGUUCUCCGCAGGAACCUGAGGGUAUGGAGUCUACCGGGGCAGCUCUUUGGGCCGGCAGCGCGAUUACCAUUGGUGGAGCAUACACGUGGGCAGAAGUGUAUCAAUUUGCGCACGAACAAAACGCGAUCGUCGUUGGCGGAACGUGUACAGGAGUAGGUGCCGUUGGCGGAUACUUGCAAGGUGGAGGCCACUCGGCUUCUAUGCGCGAUUUCGGUAUUGCUACGGACCAAGUCCUUGAGUAUACAGUUGUUCUCGCAAAUGGAAAUGUCGUCACGGUGAAUGCGUGCUCGAAUACCGAUUUGUUCCAGGCACUUAGGGGGGAGGCGGUGGCACCUAUGGAGUUGUCGUCAACGCGACCGUCAAAGCAUUCUUUCUUGGAUGCCGUUGCGACCUGGUAUGAAACUACGCCUAUGAUCCUAGAGGCAAAUCUUGGUGGUUAUGCUGGCUGGGCGGCCUGGGACGGAGACACACUCUUGGCUCCGAAAGUCAGACGACUAGAGUCGGCCUUUGGUGGCUUCAAUAGAAGCGUCGAUGAUAUACAAGAAAGCAUGGCACCCGUGGUAGCGAAAUUAGCGCCAUUAAAUUCUAAGGGUAUGAACAUAAUGGCAGAAUACAUUGCAUUUCCCGAUUAUUUCACCUAUUUCCACGAUGUUCAUGCAAAUAGCAUGAACGUUGGGCAGAGUAUAAUUAUGACUUCUCGAUUUCUGCGGAGUACGCAGCUCAUUAAUAGCACUGCCCUGCGACAAAUGGUCAAUGUCACUGCAGGCCUCCCUGGCCAGAAUGCGUUUACCGUUGUGGGUGUCAACGGCGGCGGUGCUGUGGCUUUGGACGUCCCUAAUACUACCAUCAACCCGGUCUGGCGGCAAUCUUUAGUGAACAACCUCGUGGCCCGUAACUGGCCAGAUACAGCUCCUUACUUGGAAGUGAAAGCGGCACAGGAUGAUAUAACCUACGUUAAAGGCGCCUCAUUGGAAUCGCUGGCACCUGACACUGGAACCUAUAUCAAUGAAGCAAACUACAAAGAUCCGAACUAUCUGGUAAAUUUCUACGGCACAACGAGGCCAACGCUUGAAGCGAUCAAGAAGAACUACGAUCCCAACGACUUAUUCUACUGCGUGACGUGCAUAGGGUCAAACUACUGGUAUCAGCAGGCCAAUGGACCCCUUUGUCGGAAAGAUAGCUGAACAAUUGUCGUUGCCUUUCUUUUAUCGUGGACUGAAAAGAUUUCGCGACACAGCUUACAUAGACAACCAGCUAAUAUAGAAAAGCUAUAUAAGAAACCAUAAAACAUAAAU